AUGGAGGGCCAGCCUUCUACAGGUAAUUCUAAAUAUCAAUAUCAAUCUGCACAGUGGUCGCGACUCGUGCGGCGUAAUACCCACGCCGAUUCAAAUUCCAGCUCCUCGCCGAGUGUUCCUGGUUUCCCUCAGCUUCCAACCCAAUUCAUUCCCAUUUUACUCCCCCAACAGCCCUCAUUUCACCAACAACAACUUGAACAGUACAACAAGCUCAUUUCUUCAGGCGGAAACACUAGACUGCAAACUGCACCACUUCCCCCACUACUUUCAGCACAACACAUUCAGGCGGUGCCCGGACAAAGAUCCAGCUCAAGUGGCGUUACCACGGAACGAAAACCAAAACCUGCUGCGAGGGGCGGUCAUGGGAAUAGGGACGUACGAAAAUUCAAUAAAAGCGAGCGCGCGCUCAUAACAGAGAAGGAGACAUCACCAGCGAUGCCGGGCAAGAAAUUUGAGUUGACAGCUCAACUCCCCCCACGACCAGUUGCACAACAUCAAAAUUCCACAUUGUCUCGAGAAUCGAAUUCCGUACCUUCUACACCACAUCAGCAUCCGAGGAAGUUCUCUUUCGACGAGUCGAGAGAACCUUCACCAAAUGCCCCUGGCAGCCAUUCCCCUAGAUCGGCAUACUCCGAAUCAAAUAUAACUCUACCUUCGAGACCACCUCCUGCCCAGCGGAGAGGAUGUCAGUACGAAACGGCUAUGGCCUCCAUAAGGCGGCGCAUGCCUUAUAGUCUUGGGGCUGAUCGAUUGGAACAAUUGAAGGAUUCUGAUCUGAAAAGCAAAUUGUCAGAUGAAGAAGAGAGAAAAUUGUCCACAGAUAUGCGCGAGCUAUAUGAUCGUUUAUUGCCAACGGCGGAAACCGACGAGAGAAGGAGGAAGCUGGUGUCGAAGCUGGAAGAUAUGUUUAACAAAGAAUGGCCUGGGCACGAUAUACGGGUUUAUGUUUUCGGUUCAUCGGGCAAUUUGCUUUGUACUGAUGCGUCAGAUGUCGAUAUUUGCAUAACGACCGACUGGAAGGUGAUGGAGGGUGUAUGCAUGAUUGCAGAAUUACUCGCAAAGAAUGGUAUGCAAAAGGUAAUUUGUGUAUCAACUGCUAAGGUUCCCAUCGUCAAGAUAUUUGAUCCGGAGCUCGAGUUGCCUUGCGACAUGAAUGUCAACAAUACCCAGGCUCUAGAGAACACUCGAAUGAUAAAAACGUACAUCGAGAUUGAUCCCCGUGUGAGGCCCUUGGCUAUGAUAAUCAAGCAUUGGACAAAGUCAAGGGCGAUCAAUGAUGCUGUUGGUGGCACAUUGAGCUCAUAUACAUGGAUAUGCAUGAUCAUCAAUUUUCUACAGAGUCGGGAGCCUCCUGUGUUACCAUCACUACAUCAACGGCCUCACCUUAGGUUACCAACGAAGGAAGGGGGUGAAAGCAGCUUCGCAGACGAUAUUGACGCCUUGAGGGGGUUUGGUCUGAAGAACAAAUCAACCUUGGGAGAACUUUUGUUCCAAUUUUUUCGAUUUUACGGGCACGAAUUCGAUUAUGACAAGCAGGUAGUCUCGGUCCGAAUGGGAAAGCAAAUCUCGAAGCAGGAGAAGAAAUGGGCAAUAGCAACAAACAACAUGCUGUGCGUGGAGGAACCUUUUAAUACUGAACGGAAUCUUGGAAAUACCGCAGAUGAUUUCUCCUUUCGUGGACUUCACUUGGAAAUGAGGAGGGCAUUCGAGUUGAUAUCUGGCGGCAAACUGGAUGAGUGUUGCGAAGAAUAUAUAUUUCCAAAAGAGCAGGAGCGAGUUUGGGAAAAGCCACCCCCGUCUAAGAAGCCAACAUUGACUGCUAGUCAUCCCCCGCAUAGGAAUGGCAGAGGAGGUCACCGUGGCGGUCGUAACAACCAUUCUAAUCGCAAUUCGUCAAAUGGCAGCCGCAAAUCUUCAAAUAGCAAUUACGAUAACCACAUGUACCCACAGCAUGGGAUACCGUCGAAUAUCUCUACACAGGACCAAUGGGCUGCCCAGCAACAAGCGCAAUCACAGUUGCACAACCACCUCUACGCCACGUAUUCGGUCUUACAGGCACAAGAGAAUACUUUAAGGAUGCAAUUGGUCCAACAAACGUACAUGGAACAGGCUCAUGCUCAUGCUCAGGCUCAUGCCCAGGCUCAAGCAUAUGCACAGUCUCACGGUCGCAUACAAGGCGGUGGCAUGCCAAUCAAGCAACAAGCCACUGAUCGAAAUCGAACCUCUUCGUUUGAUCAAGGGCCAUUAACAGCACCUAUACGACCGGACGGGAUGUACUUUUAUCCGUUCCAAUACGCUGGGCAACAAAUGUAUGCCUACCCAACCUCGAGUACGAAUCCCUCAUCUCCGCAAUUGAGUGCUGUUGUGCCAGAGAUGAGGAGAGGUAUUCAUCGGUCCACUGUUACAAAUGGCUCGAGCUCCAACAUGGUUCAAUCGAAUGGGUCUAUCAGGUCACAUUCACAACCCGGGACUCGUACUGCUCCUUCGCCUCUUUUAUUGCAAGGAAAUGGGCAUCCUGCUCAUGGUACCAAUGGAAUUGGGGUGUAUCAACCUUUGCGACCACAGGGCAACGGUGUUCCCAUCCCAAAUUUUAUUCCAGACGAGUCCACUGAACAAGGAUAUGAGUCGAGGCGAACGGCUACUACUCCACCAGAGCUUAGUACGCCAAAGGAGUAUGUUGGGUAUUACGUCAAUGAGCCAACUCAGCCAUAUACUCGCAGAGAUUUGCCUUUAGCGAUACCUUCGUUUGGAGACAUAUCUGGAAAUAGACGGCGAUUGUCAACCGAUCAGCUGCCGCAAUCGAUUCGUGACAGGAUCAAACGUAAUCCUUCACGGUCGCCGUCUCCACUAGGUAACGAUAGACGCUUCUCGCUGGCUCAAUCUGCUCCAUCUCAACAUGCGAUGUCCAGUUCUAAUCUUCGUACCCUGCACACCAAUGGACCAUUGGUAGUGAACGGUUCUUCUGCUGUGGGAGUCCCUAAUUCUGUUCCGACAAAUGAGGGGCCAAUCUUUGAAAAUAAGAUUUCCCACGCGAGAGGAUCUGUUGGAUCAAUAUCCCAAGCGUCUCUUACUGAGAGUGAUAUCUCAUUGGGGGAGGACUUUUCUGGGCAACGUACACCUAAAUUUACACGAAGUGGUCUAAGCGAGGUUUCUCCUUUAGUUGCUAAUGGAUCUAGUCCUAACCCGACUCCCCCAAAUGGCUCUAAUAGCCAUCAAUCAAUCGCAAACGGAUUGACAUCUGCAGAGGGCCUUGAUGGGUAUUCACGGUUGUCUCCUAACUCAAGGAAUAUUGCCGCCCGCAAUGUCCCAAAUGGCGGCAUCCCACUCCUCAACAUUGCGAGUGGUCAUAAUGACAUCCUCUCAAACGAGCUGUCGCAUCUUUCACCCGUAUACGAAACGCACACACCCUCACCGACGAUCAACAAAAAACUUGAGAAUCUGAAGUUGAAUGGACCUGCUGUCAUUGAGAAAAAUAAAAUUGAUCAUUCAAGGCCAAUCCCAAAGCAGUCAGUGGGAAUUGAGCAGCCGGUCAAGCAAUCUCCAUCUAAUUUGAAACAAAAUGGGCAUACUAGAUCUGCUAAGAGUGAGGGUGGUGGACCCGGAGUGUCUUCUGGAAAAUGGCAACAAACUCAACGUAAAAAGGGGCGUACUCCUAUUGAGGCUAAGAAUGUUAAUGGUGGUCAUUCGCACGGCGAGAAACUCCCUGUCAACGAAAGCGAGCGUAAGGGUGGGUAA
Molecule: messenger RNA, 3735 nt
Organism: Botrytis deweyae
Lineage: Eukaryota; Fungi; Ascomycota; Leotiomycetes; Helotiales; Sclerotiniaceae
Exons: 4
Coding region: 1-3735 (1244 amino acids)
Biological process (GO): RNA 3'-end processing
Molecular function (GO): nucleotidyltransferase activity
Source: RefSeq, a predicted model, not a curated record